CAGGACCUCAAGCCUUGCGCGGGGGCCGUGUGGAAUACGUCUGUUUUACCCACAAAGCGGCUGGAAAGUAGGUCAAGACUCUAGCAGCUCCUUCCAGACCUGCAGCCAUGAGCAGCAAUGCAACAACCCCGGCCGUGGGUUACGUCUCAUGCUCCGUAGCGGUCCUUUUAUUCGGCUCGAACUUUGUGCCACUGAAAAAAUAUGAUACUGGUGAUGGUAUGUUCCUCCAGUGGGUUCUCUGCGCCGCCAUCUGGUUGGUUGCAGUGGUGGUCAACCUGAUAUUGCACUGCCCUAAGUUUUGGCCUUUUGCAAUGCUUGGGGGCUGCAUUUGGGCAACAGGGAACAUUGCUGUUGUCCCAAUUAUCAAAACCAUUGGUUUAGGCCUUGGAAUGUUAAUCUGGGGAUCAUUUAACGCCUUAACUGGCUGGGCAAGCUCAAGGUUUGGCUGGUUUGGAAUGGAUGCACAAGAGGUCCCAAGACCGUUGUUGAAUUACGUUGGCGCUGGGCUCUCAGUAGUAAGUGCUUUCAUAUUUUUGUUCAUCAAAAGUGAAAUACCAAAUAAUGCUUGUCCCGUGGAUGUCACACCAUUAAUGACGGAACAUGUGAUCAACUCAGCUCAAGACUCCCGUCCCAGUGACUGCAGUAACACCUGGGUGGAUAAACUGUCCACCGCUCACCAUCGCAUAGUGGGUUGCAGUCUGGCAGUGACAUCUGGAAUACUGUAUGGAUCAACAUUUGUGCCAAUCCUUUAUAUCAAGGACCACAGCAAAAGAAAUGACAGUACAUACGCAGGGGCGAGCCAGUAUGAUUUGGACUACGUGUUUGCACACUUCAGUGGCAUCUUCCUUACAAGCACGGUCUAUUUCCUGGCCUACUGUCUCAUCAUGAAAAAUAGUCCUAAACUAUAUCCCGCAGCAGUCUUACCGGGCUUCCUGUCGGGGGUCCUCUGGGCAGUAGCCACCUGCUGCUGGCUCGUGGCUAAUCAUUCUCUAAGUGCUGUGGUCAGCUUCCCAAUCAUCACUGCUGGUCCAGGAUUAAUAGCUGCCAUGUGGGGUGUCUUCAUGUUUAAAGAAAUACAGGGUCUGAAAAACUACCUCUUACUGGUGCUGGCUUUUUGCAUCAUCCUGACUGGAGCGUUGUGCACUGCGCUUUCUAAAGUCUAACGCCGCACGGCCAGCAGAGGGCAGCAGCGGCUCGAAGCGCGCAGCCCCUGCCAGCAGCCGCGUCUACACCGCGGUGUCUACCAGCCGGUGUCUACACCACUCCUACUGAGCGAGGGAGAGGGAUUUUUUCUUUUUUUUCUUUUGUCCUCCAGAGGUGUGAGCAUGAAGGAAAUCGGAAUGUCCAUCAAAGAAAAAAAAAAAAUCAAAGAUUCUUUCGAGCCGUUUCUGAAGGAAGAAUUGACAAGGCUGAUGAAGUGGCUUUUACUGACUCAAGGUCACAGCUGAGGGCGCUCCUCUGAGCCAGCAGGUGCGCGCCCAGUGAGACGUGUUCCGGAUGCGAGGCGCUCUGAGGGUGCUAGAAUGAGAUUCCAGUUUGUCAGUAAUAAACAGACCAAAACAGCUUUCCUCA
Ochotona curzoniae (black-lipped pika) is the source of this 1572-nucleotide messenger RNA. It is a transcript of the gene TMEM144, whose product is annotated as transmembrane protein 144. Gene Ontology annotation, biological process: carbohydrate transmembrane transport. Gene Ontology annotation, cellular component: membrane. Bases 108 to 1163 code for a protein of 351 amino acids. Lineage: Eukaryota; Metazoa; Chordata; Mammalia; Lagomorpha; Ochotonidae. Gene Ontology annotation, molecular function: carbohydrate transmembrane transporter activity. The transcript has 12 exons. The record is from RefSeq and is a predicted model, not a curated record.